AUGGCCUGCAGAUUCCGCCUCCCUUGUGUUUGUCCACCUACAUUUCUUCUCCUCUCUCUCCCUCUUUUUCUCAUCCUACAUGCACCUUCCUUUGUGAGGGGUGACUGCUGGCUAAUUGAGGGAGAUAAAGGCUAUGUGUGGCUGGCAAUCUGCAGUCAGAACCAGCCUCCAUAUGAGACAAUCCCACAGCACAUUAACAACACCGUCCAUGACUUGCGGCUGAAUGAGAACAAGCUAAAGGCAAUUUUCUUCACCUCCCUCAGUCGAUUUACCAACCUCACUGACCUCAACCUCACCAAGAAUGAGAUUUCCUACAUUGAGGAUGGUGCCUUUGCUGGACAGGCAAAUCUACAGGUCUUACAGUUGGGUUACAACAAGCUAACCAACCUCACAGAAGGAAUGUUGCGAGGGUUGGGUCGAAUGCAGUGCCUAUAUCUGCAACAUAACCUUAUAGAGGUAAUUGCAACCAAUGCCUUCUGGGAGUGCCCAAGCCUUAGCAGUCUCGACCUGUCCUCAAACAAAUUAGCAAAGCUGGAUUCAUCCACUUUCACUGUUCUUGGGCGGCUUAUAGUGUGUGAACUGGCUGGAAACCCAUUCCACUGUGGCUGUGAUUUGUACAGCUUCCUUAUCUGGCUGGAGGCAUUUGACAAUGUCACUCACACCUAUGACAGGCUCCAGUGUGAGACGCCAAAGGAACUCUUUGGUUACCCUCUGCUGAGUCCUAGAGGUAGUCCUGGAAGAAAUGCUCGUUCUAUCCUAUCAUCCAUGUGUAAAGAUGGAGUGAUUGUUACUGGCAUGACUGCCCUACCUCCAGACUUGGAUUCUUCAGGAAUGGGAAUUGAUAUUUCUGAUCAAAUGGGACCUUAUCACCAGCCUACAGCUUCAUCAACUACAGACCCCACCUAUAGUCCCAGCAUUAAGUUGCAAACAGUGUCCCUCGCCACAGCUUCCUUAUUGGUUCAAAUCCCCAAGCCCUACAGUAAGAUGUACAUCUUAGUGCAGUACAACCACACCUAUGUGUCUGAUGUCAUGAAUUUAAAGAACAAAAAAGAAAUUGUCACCCUAAAUAACUUAAAACCCCACACAAAUUACACCUUCUGUGUUGCCUCAAUUCGCAAUUCCCAGCGGUACAAUCACACUUGCCUAUAUUUUGCAACACAGGCUCCAGGGCCUGAUGACUUGCAAGCAACCCCUUCUACCACCACCCAUUACAUUAUGACCAUUCUAGGCUGUCUGUUUGGGAUGGUCAUUGUGUUGGGCUUGGUGUACUACUGCUUACGCAGGCGUCGAAUACAGGAGGAGAAAGAAAAGACUAUCAGUGUCAAAAAAACCAUCUUGGAGAUGCGUUAUGGUCCAGAAGCAGCUGCUGCAGCAGCCAAGGAUCCUUCUGCACUACAGAAACUCCAUGACCAAUCCCAUCACCAACACCACCACAGCAAGUUGAACCAGUCAACAUCCUCUAGCUUGGGCAUCCUCCAUGGCUCAGCCAACACCACCUCUUCUCGACUUUCCUCCCUGCCACAAGUGGAAAAGAUGGCAACAGCUUUCUCGGAAGCCAUGGCCACCACUAAGGGUAAUUACAUGGACGUGCAGACAACAGGAGGAGAGGAGCGAGUAAGAGAUGGAGUUGUGACAGGGUCAGGGGAUGAUAUUGCUAGGGAGGAAAAUUGGAUUAAUGGAGAUGACGACUCUGAUGAGGAUGGUCGAGAUUCAACAUCUGAGAUCUCCACCAUUGCUAAGGAGGUGGAUAAGGUAAACCAGAUCAUCAAUAACUGCAUUGAUGCACUCAAACUAGACUCUGUAGCGGUUGUGGCAGCAGCUGUGGCCACUACAACUACAGCAGAAAAUAUUGCCUCUCCACCACUUCCUAGUGUCAUGUCCUUAGCCAGGGGGCUAAUCCCUCUGUCUCCUACCAUCACAGAGACAUGCCAGAUCAUGUCGUCCCCGAAAAUCCAUCCUCCACCCCCUGUUCCCCUUGUGUUGCCUCUUUCUGAGCGGCCUGGCAUUAGUGGAGGGGGCUUUCUCUCCCCACCCUACAGGGACCCACCCCCAGCCACAGCAACACACCCCUUGCAGAGACAACUCAGUGCAGAUGCUGCGGUUGUUCCUAUAAACGCUGUCAAAAACCGCUGCAGUGUCUCUUCCGGUGGCUCUGUCAAAAGUGCUCGGGUCUUCAGUCUGGAUGUCACCAACCCUCGCAGCCCAGAGCCAUACAAGUACCCUGAGAAAGGCAGCCCUAUUCGGUGCGGGGAGCCACUUGAGAGGCUGCCCAUAAUUGGGGUUCAUGGAGUCAGUAAUGGCAGAGGAGAUGGUGGCAGCGGGGGUGGAGGGGGAGCCGGUGGUGGCAGUGGUGGUUCGGGUGGACGUGGUGUUGUCGUAGGUGGGGGCGGCACAGCUAAGCAGCACCACCUGGAGGUGCACCCAGACUACCACUGCUCAGAGCACCGACACUCCUUCCCCGCCCUCUACUAUGAGGGUGCCACUGACUCCCCUGCCCAGAAAGUCUCCUUUCUAAACCCUCUCACUCGCACCAAGAAGGACACUGCCUACUCCCAUCUUUCUCCUCGUCACCACAAUUACUCAGGGUAUUCCUCCAGCCCUGAGUACUCCUCUGAGAGCACUCUUAAAAUCUGGGAGCGCUUCCGGCCCUACAAGAAAAGCCCCCGUGAGGAGGCCUACAUAGCAGCUGGACAUGCUCUUCGAAAGAAAGUGCAGUUUGCGAAGGAUGAAGAUCUGCAUGACAUUCUGGACUACUGGAAGGGGGUGUCUGCACAGCAGAAACUGUGA
Molecule: messenger RNA, 2787 nt
Organism: Xyrauchen texanus (razorback sucker)
Lineage: Eukaryota; Metazoa; Chordata; Actinopteri; Cypriniformes; Catostomidae
Product: protein phosphatase 1 regulatory subunit 29-like
Exons: 1
Coding region: 1-2787 (928 amino acids)
Cellular component (GO): plasma membrane
Molecular function (GO): protein binding
Source: RefSeq, a predicted model, not a curated record